Vicia faba (fava bean) is the source of this 522-nucleotide messenger RNA. The record is from the annotation of a GenBank genome assembly. NCBI's taxonomy places the organism in Eukaryota, Viridiplantae, Streptophyta, Magnoliopsida, Fabales, Fabaceae.
AUGUCUCUUCAGCUUCCUGGUUGUGCUGUUGCGCGCGUGAAAUCAACCACAUGCUCGCCGCGUGCACGAAGAGUCAAAACUUUCGCUACUCUGUCGCAACCCCAAAACGACGGCGUUAACUGGGUAGAAGCAACUUCAAGCUUCUUCGAGCAAGACAAAAGACCCAUCAUGUUAUUCGACGGUGUAUGCAAUUUGUGUAAUGGAGGAGUAAAGUUUGUUCGUGAUAAUGAUCGAAAUAAGACAAUUAGAUAUGAAGCUCUUCAGAGUGACGCUGGUAGGAUGUUACUUAAGAGAUCAGGAAGAGCUCCUGAUGAUAUCUCAAGUGUUGUUCUUGUUGAAAUUAAUAGAUCAUACAUAAAGUCAGAAGCUGUGCUGAAGAUAAUGGAAUACAUAGACUUACCCUUUCCUCAGCUAGCCUUUCUUCUUCACUUCAUGCCUCUGUUUGUCAGAGACUUUGUUUAUGACAACGUUGCAAAUAAUCGUUACACUGUUUUCGGUCGCUCUGAGUCAUGUGAAAUCUAG